Messenger RNA from Pecten maximus, 5324 nucleotides. Its product is annotated as transcription initiation factor IIA subunit 1-like. Gene Ontology annotation, biological process: transcription initiation at RNA polymerase II promoter; transcription by RNA polymerase II. The record is from RefSeq and is a predicted model, not a curated record. The transcript is spliced from 9 exons. NCBI's taxonomy places the organism in Eukaryota, Metazoa, Mollusca, Bivalvia, Pectinida, Pectinidae. The coding region runs from base 113 to 1015 and encodes 300 amino acids. Gene Ontology annotation, cellular component: transcription factor TFIIA complex.
UCGCCGAAACGUAUAAAAGCUCGGCAGUGGCGGCGAAGUGUGGCUUUCUCAGCCCCCGACGGUCGAAGUGUAUAUCGUUCCUCGGAAACUCUGCCAUCAUAAUUUUAUUUAGAUGGCGACUCCAAACCCAGUGGGUAGUGUAUAUAGAUCUGUAGUAGAUGAUGUAAUAUCCAAUGUACGGGAGGCAUUCCUUGAUGAAGGAGUAGAUGAACAAGUUCUGCAGGAGCUCAAACAGCUUUGGGAAAGCAAGCUCACGCAGACUCGUGCUCUGGAUGCGGCACCGGAGCCACAGGAGCCGGUCUCUUUACCAGCCACCAUCCAGUAUGCCCAGUUCACACCCCAACAAGCAGCUAUUGCUCAGCCUGCAGUGAGACCAGCUGGGAUGGCUCAGACAGUGCCUGUACCUGUGCAAAUAGCUGCUGGCAGUCAAGGACAGGAGAUUAGUGCAUCAGCUGCUGCAGCGGCCAUGGCCUUGCCUACAGGUCUGUUCCACCAACAGUUGCAGUCAUUGGCUGCUCAGGGUCUCACUCUCCAUCCCACAGGUAAUGGCCAGUUUAUAAUCCAGGCCAUCAACCAAGGACAAGCUGGUCAGAUGACAACCCUUGCAGCAGCCCAACAGGUGGGGGGUCAACCUAUCACAACUAUUCCCACUGUAGUACAGACAUCUCAACAGCAGAAUCCUCAAAACAUACUACAACUUGAUGGUGCCAAUGAUACAAGCUCCUCGGAAGAAGAUGAUUUUGAGAACGAUGAAGACGAAGAAGAAAAUGAAGAUGAAAAUAAAGAUGAAGAGAAUGAUGAACCUGGAGAGGAAGAGGAGCCACUAAAUUCAGAAGAUGAUGUCAGUGACGAGGAUCCUAUAGAACUUUUUGAUACAGAAAACGUUGUGGUGUGUCAGUAUGACAAGAUCAACAGAAACAAAAACAAAUGGAAAUUUCACCUCAAAGAUGGUAUUAUGAAUCUCAAUGGUAAAGACUAUGUGUUCCAAAAAGCCACAGGUGAUGCUGAAUGGUGAUUUAAAAUGUUGUUGGUGGACUGAAGCAGUGCCAGACUUGUAUAGUGGUAGCCCGCCCCAAGGAAUAUCUACCACCCCAGGGAAUAUCUACCACCCAAGGGCAUAUCUACCACCCCAGAGCUGUGCUCUUAUGUGGUAACUGUCAGCGACUUUAAUCUUAGGAUAUUCAGUCGCCAAGACAAAAGCUGUUUGUGAGGUGCUAUAUGGGGACAGAGGACUUCUGUCACAGUGCAUAAACACUGUUCAGAGUGUAUGACAAAGGCCUUUCAAUCAGAUUUAGCUUAACACCCCAAAGUACUGGUGUCAGUUUUGUAGAAGAUACAUACAUUAUUUAUGGUUGUGUUAAACACAACUCAACUCCUGUGUUUUUUCAAUAUAAGGAUGUUGGACAACUUGGAAGUUGUGUUUUGGCAAUUAUCUGUAAACAUCACAGAUUAUGAAGGUUUUUUCCCCACAUCUUUUUGGAAGAAAUCACUGACUUGGUCUUUUUAUAAUAUGUAGUCCUAGUUAGUGUUUUGUGAUAUUUAUUGAUUUUUUUAAAAAUAGAUACAUGUAUCAACCAAACUUCAUGUACAUUUCCAAAGUUACCACUUACUCAUUUUUUGACAGACAUUCACAUAUUCCUACUAUAUUAAAAGCAAACGUGUUGUAGUGGCCGUGCUAACAAUGAAAGAUAAUUAAUGUGUAAAAGUGUACAAAAUAUGAAUAUUUUGGUAGCCAUUUUUGAUUCCUCAAGGUAGAUUUUUUCGUUGGUAAUCUAUAGGAAAGUUUGAAUACAGAAACUUGCUUCAAAACAAGUCUAGAUUUUUACUGGACUCUAAGAAACGUAAGAAUACAUACACAAUAUAAUUAUUACGUGAUCAAAAAUAUGCUAGUAUUUUUACUGCAGAAUGGAUAUAUUAGGUUUUAUCAAUACAGUAUGCACUUGUAAUUGCAUGCUCUAUGGUUGUUGGUGUAACUGUUGGUAAUGUAAUUGUCAAGGCCAAGCAUCGUAAACAAAAAUAUUAAUGUAAGCUUUUUGAAACAGGUGUGGAACAGUGAUAUGUGUUUUUUGUUAUUUUACUGUGUUGCUUUAUAUAUACCAAUAUGUUGUUGUGUGUGUAGGCUUUAUGGUGCAUUAAUUCUUUCAUUAUAAUACUGUCGACGCCAUUUCAUAUCAAUGAUCAUAAUUCUGAAUUCCUGAAGUGCAUGAUAAAAUGUACAAAAACGUUUAGUUUAAAUUUUUUAUCAUUCGAUAUAGACGUGAAACAUUGAUUAGUGCUACCUAUUUCACCAGAUAGUUUUUCUUUAAUGCAUGAAAUCUUCACUAGAAACGCUACUUCACUUGGUCUGAUAAAACACUGCACAUUUCUCUUAGCUAGAGCUAAGUCCAACUUUAUCAGUAGAGAAAAACUCUAGACUUGUUAAUGCGUCAAAUACCUUUUCUGUUAUCAGUACAUUGUAUAUUGAAAUGAUAAGUGUAGAAAUGGAAAUGUUCAUCCUUUAACAGGGUCUUGUGUAAUGAAACACGGGUAUAAUAACAAAUACUUUCUCUGCAGCUUUAAACCUGCUAAUUAUUAUUACUAAGUUACUUUUAGAUCUUUCAUGAAAGAAAGGAAACAAAUUAAAGCAGUUGUCAGUACCUUUUUAUUUGUGUUGAUGCAAUGGCUGUACAUCAGCCUCUGUUUAAUUUAUACUUUUAACAUGUCAUCUGUUAUCUGUAUCUCAAUAGCAUUAUUUUGUAAAUUAGUGAUUGAAUGUUUUUGUUAUUAAGUUAGCCAUUUAUUUAAUCUGCCUUCUCCCACAGGUGUGAACUAUUCUAGUCGCUGGUUUCGUUCUGCUCCACAAUUCUAACCAUAAAAACAUAAUUCAUUCUCAUUUUUGUACAAUGAAAUCCACAAUGCUUGCAUUCCUACACUAUGCACUAUGUUGCAAAUUCUUCAUCUGAACAUUGUUCUUAAAUUCAGUGUAAAUCAACAUUGACUGAAUUGGCACAAAUCUCAUGAGAAUGUGUUACAGAGACAUAUAUAUAUAUAUACAUUAAUGUGUUUGAUUGAAAUAUGCACAUUUCACUUGCAUAUCAAAAUGUUUUAUUGAAAAAAACUUUAAAUAGCAUUCUACCAAUCCAGUAUGUAUUUGUAUUGUUAAUAUGUGAGAUAAGAAGACAAAGGUGUACCACAUACUGAGUAUAUGUAUAUGGUACCACCUAUCAAGGCUUUUAUUCUUGGUGUUGAGAUCGUAUUAAAAAAAAAAACAAACAUUGAUCCCCAUAAAACUGCAAAGUCAGUUCUUUUCGCUGUGUCAGUGAUAUAAAUUAUAAUUUUGGUCAGUAUCAGUAAUACUGACCAAAAUUAUAAAAGUCACUUAAUUACUAAUAUUAUCACAAUGUAAAGGUACCAUAUUCCACACACUAUAUAUAGAGUAGCAAAGAAUCUGUAAAUUAUCAGAAUAUUUAUGGUGAAUAGUGAAUGUAUAGACCUUUCUUUACUUUACACACUUUCGAUAUGACACUAAUUGUCCUUUGACGUUUCAAAUUUGGACGAUAAUGGAAGAGUUUGUGUUGAUCCUUUGGUGUAGAAUCUGACAAAAAAAAGAUCAAGCCAAAUUAUGACCUUGUUAGGGCUUAGUUUGAAAACUGCCUGUGACCACCUAAUUAAGUUAUGAAGAACUAAUAUUUAAUGGAAUUUGUUUUUCUAAUUAGUAAACAACAGUUAAAAUAAAUGUUGGAUGCUUUUGCCCAUCAGUAAUACUGGUAUGGUCAGAUUAAUUCUGAAUGCUGUUGGAACUGUUUUUUGUUUUAAGAAAAUAAUGUAGUUAACUGUUCGAUAUAUCUAGUCGAGUAAGUUGCAGUCAGGUGAAGGGAAUAUGUGAUGGAUAGUACUUCAUUGUCCAUAUAGAUCUACCAGAGUUAGGAAGAGAGUAGAUCUUUGUGUGCUAAUUUAAAAGAACAUGAGUGAGAAGUUGAUGUUAAUGUUGAAAUUUAUAUUUUAUCAUAACAAUGAAUACCUAAAGGAUGAUUUCACAUGGUGGUCUAAUAUAUGUUGUUUAAGACAGGUUUAUGUGAGCCCUGUCUCGUUGUUUUGAGAAGAGUUAAAUAAUCUCUUCUACUGAAGUGUAUUUAAAACCUCUUUCACAUUAUUUGAUAGAUGUUGAGAGCCCUAUAAUAUUGUAUGACAAAUGUUGUUAGCCCUAUAAUAUUGUAUGAAAAAUGUCGAUGAGCCCUCUAAUAUAAUGGGACAGCUCUUGACGAGCCCUAUAACAUUGUGUGACAGAUGUUAACAAGCCCUAAAACAUUGUGUGACAGUUGAUGAUGAGCCCUAAAACAUUGUGCGACAGAUAAUGAUAGCCCUAUAACAUUUGCUGGCAGGUGUUGACGAGCCCUAUAACAUUUGGUGACAGGUGUUGACAAGCCCUUUAGCAUUUGGUGACAGGUGUUGACGAGCCCUAUAACAUAUGGUGACAGGUGUUGACGAGCCCUAAAACAUUGUGUGACAGAUGUUGAUAGCCCUAUAACAUUUGGUGACAGUUGUUGACGAGCCCUAUAACAUUUGGUGACAGGUGUUGACGAGCCCUAUAACAUUUGGUGACGGGUGUUGAAGAGCCCUAAUACAUUGUAUGACAGAUGUUGAUGAGCCCUAUAACAUUUGGUGACAGGUGUUGAUGAGCCCUAUAACAUUUGGUGACAGGUGUUGAAGAGCCCUUUAGCAUUUGGUGAAAGGUGUUGACGAGCCCUAUAACAUUUAGUGACAGGUGUUGACGAGCCCUAUAACAUUUGGUGACAGGUGUUGACGAGCCCUAUAACAUUUGGUGACAGGUGUUGAAGAGCCCUUUAGCAUGUGGUGAAAGGUGUUGACGAGCCCUAUAGCAUUUCGUGACAGGUGUUGACGAGCCCUAUAACAUUUGGUGACAGGUGUUGACGAGCCCUAUAACAUUUGGUGACAGGUGUUGACGAGCCCUAUAACAUUUGGUGACAGGUGUUGAAGAGCCCUUUAGCAUUUGGUGACAGGUGUUGAAGAGCCCUUUAGCAUUGGUGAAAGGUGUUGACGAGCCUAUAACAUUUAGUGACAGGUGUUGACGAGCCCUAUAACAUUUCGUGACAGGUGUAGACGAGCCCUGGUAUUGGUUAAUGGAUGUAAAUAAGCCAUGGUGCAGUCAGAAUGAUUGGACACUUGUGUGGUGAAUGUAAGGUUAAAGAGAGGUUAUGUAUGGUAGAGGUGAAGUGAUGGUGAACAUUUAUAUUAUUUUGAAGUCAUUUUCCUUUUUAUGUGAUCAAGAUCAUGAUUGAUAUAUAUAAACCUUUUCAUGGGAAAAUAAAAUGUGCAAGAGUUGG